AUGAGUUUCGCGAAGAGAGAGUACGAGUUCCUUAGGGAGGUCGGAAUUGGGCCUAGGAACUUCGGCUGUUAUGUCAAUAGCGCCUGGAGGGCGAUUGGUCCUACCGUCUACACUGUAAAUCCCUCCAAUAAUCAGGCAAUAGCUGAUGUUGUUGAAGCUUCAAUCUGUGACUAUGAAGAGAGAAAGCGGGCUUGCUAUGAAGCAGCAAAGUUGUGGAUGCAGAUUCCUGCUCCAAAAAGAGGUGAGAUUGUUAAGCAGAUUGGUGAUGUACUUAGAGCUAAGGUCUAUCACCUUGGCUAUUUUGUUUCACUCGAGAUGGGAAAAAUACUACCUGAAAGAAUUGGGGAGGUCCUAGAAAUAAUUGAUAUGUGUGACUUUGCUGUUGGAUUAAGCCAUAUGAUGUUGGAGAAAAAUAAUUUGCCAGGUGCAAUUUUUCACCAUUGGUCAAGGUAUAGCCAGGUAUUCCAUGCUCUCGGUGCCAUCGGAGUUCUGGACAAUUUCCCACGCAGCCACCAUCUGCACAAAAAAUGA
Messenger RNA from Ipomoea triloba (trilobed morning glory), 531 nucleotides. RefSeq names its product aldehyde dehydrogenase family 7 member B4-like. The coding region runs from base 1 to 531 and encodes 176 amino acids. The record is from RefSeq and is a predicted model, not a curated record. Lineage: Eukaryota; Viridiplantae; Streptophyta; Magnoliopsida; Solanales; Convolvulaceae. The transcript has a single exon. Gene Ontology annotation, molecular function: aldehyde dehydrogenase (NAD+) activity.